AUGGGUUCUCCCUUGAUAGAGGACUUUUCGGAUGCAGCAGCUUUCGUCCAAGAGGACACCUCCUAUACUGAACAGAAUGCCAGCGAAGACGAGGUGGAGCGCAAGAUUGCUGAAGAACACGCCAAAUUUAAAGAGGCAUAUGCAAAGCGCCAGGAAGAGGCAAGCAGAGGGGGCAACAGUCUCCGGGAACCGGGCGCGGCAGCGGUCCGUGCCAGCCGGCCCUGGUCAGCGCCACCUGUGGAGUCUCCUCGACCCGCACAGCAAAAGGAGCGGGAGAGGGAACGAAAGGCACGCGGCUCCAACAGUGAUGUGGAUCUGGAUGGCCCCCGCUCCGAGUACGAGCCACCCGUACGGCCGUACCUGCUGCAAGCACAGGCCUCGGGGAACAACUUGUCGUACCUCUCCCGCCCGCAGUCUGCCGAGCACCGACCAGCUGUAGUCGCCCGCAGCAUCAAUGGCCACCAGCCCAACCGCGUCUCCCUGUCCGGCAUCGAGGAGGAGGCGGGCGAGGGCUCUACCUGGGACUCGCGCCAGGCGUCGGAAAUGGGCCGCCUGAGGGGCACCUGGGGGGACGGCGCGUCCCCUUACUUGAGUGGUGCACGCGACGACGAUGACACCGGCCGCGACCCGUUUGUCAGUAUGUUGCCGAAGGUGGAGACUUUGAUGGAGGAAGAUGAAGGCGAGCUUCCGGAUCGAGAUGGGACCAUUCCUGAGGAAGACGAGGAGGCGGUCGAGGAGGAGGAGGGGGAUGAGGAGCGAGGGGGUAGCAAGGCAGAAGGGCUGGGGGGGAGGGGAGGUGGGAAGGAGCAGGGGUUGCGGAAGGAAGGGGCGGAAGGGCCGGGUGAUCCCGUGGUCGAUUCUCGAUGGGUUGCGGAGCCGAGCGCGGAGGAGGUGGUUGAGGAUGAGGAUGAGGUGGGCAGCACCGGCGCCGGCGGCGGUCUCGAGAGUGGCGAUGCGGAGGAAAGGUCUCCGCGCCGGCGGCAGCAGCAGCAGCAGCAGCUACAACCUCGUGCAGCAUCACAGGAUGGAAGAGGCAGCAGCGGUGUGGCCAGUGGUCCAAUUGCUACCUACGGGAAUCAUCAAGGGGACGAGGAGCGAGAUGCUCCGGUUCGCGAGGAUGGAGAGGAGGAGGAGGAGGCGCAGGAAGGCUGGCGGCGGCAGCGGCGAGAAUCCCAGACUAUGGAAGAGGCCGUGUUGUCGGCUCGAGGUGCCCCAUCGGUGGGAGCGUCGUCGGCGGUGUCGCACGCCCUGGCCAUGCGCGGAUUCGUCGAGCCGUUAAAGUACGACGGGUCGUUUAGCGGCGGCAGCGCCGGCCGGCGCUCGCCGGCAGCGGGCCGGAUGGCGUCCAGGACGCGCGACGGGGACGAGGAGGAGAAUGAGUACGCGGAGGACAGCUUUGAGGAGGAUGAGGAGCUAGAAGAGCAAGACCGUGACGGUGAUGGCGAAGCGCAGGGGCAUGAGGGCCGAGAGCAGAUGGACGCCGCACCGUCUCUGGAACCAUUGCUGUCACCGUCUGGCGAGGGCUCCUUGCUGCGCGCUUCACCGUCGGCCUCCAAGGCGCUUCUGUCGUCGUCGAUGCGCUCCAGGGCGGGGUCGGCGGUGCUGGCGCCCUUGUCGAAGGAGUCGUCGCGGUCGAUUUCUGUUACGUCGCCGGUGCCCUUCCACGCACCGCUACAACCGCUGUCAGGGCAUCAGAGCGUAGCCGCAGAGGCAGGGAACGACAGCCCCGAGGGCGCUCCACUGCCGUCACCGUCUGCAACGGCACCGCCGUCCUUGCCGCCCAUCUUUAGGGUUACGGGUAGCGGAGCCGCUGACACGGCGUCCGUCGCAGAACAGCUAUCUGGGCGCGCGCCGCUAGCGGCCAGCAACAGCCACCGCAGCAUCAGCAGCAACGGCUCCGUCAUUCCCACGCCUUCGGCGCUAGCUCCGCUGCCGGCGCCGCAACCAGCGCUGUCGGAGCUACAGCCGUCACAGCAGUUUGCGCUACAGCUGCUCAAACACGAUAUUGAGGUGUUGCCGCAGCAUCAUCGCGCGGCGGCGGAGGCAGCGGCGGCGCGGCGGAAGUCGUCGACGGUGCGUCCCGCUGGCGCCAGCCUGGCGGCGUUUGGCUACCUGGGCUACCACCUGGUGAGCGAGAAGCUGACGGCGCCGUCGGGGCCUGCCUUUAGGAGCGUCUCACCGGGCCGGGGGACUUCCCCUGGACGCGGCGAUGGCGGCCUGAACGGCAGCCCGUCCCUGAUAGCAACGCGCACCUCGGGCCCCAUGGAGACGGCAGCGUCAGCGCGCAGUGGCGGCAGGCCCACGUCUGCGCCGCACAUGCGCCCUUCCUCGGGAGUCGUGGGUCCAGAGACCAAAGCCGCCAAAGGCGAUGAAGGCAGCUGCAGUGUUGGUGAUGGCGGUGCUGCUGCUGCUGCAGCAGCGACGGCGGCGGUCGAGGGAGGAGGAGCAGGGGCGCCGUCGGGUUCGGGCUUUGUGGAUAUGGCGCGGGAGAUGCGGGCGGGACGUCUGCUGCCGCCGGUCGUAGUGCCGUCGACGACACCUCGAGGCGGCGGAGGCGGCAACGACGAGGGCCCCGCGGUGCCGAGCGAGAACUCCGUGUCCGUGAUGGGGGAGAGCGCGAUCAACGAGGCCGUGUCACAGAGCCGCAUGAAGUUCGACGUCUGGCUGGACGCGCUGAGCGGUGGGGGCCCUGCAGCAGCGGGUGCCGCCGGCCCGUCGUCCAACCUAAGUGUGAGCGGAGGGGAGACGGAACGGUCCGCGAACCGCGGUGACGCCGCUGCCGCCGCCGCCGCCGGUCAUCGGCCGCCGCGGCCCAUGACUGCACCCGCCAGCGGCCGCCGGCGGCCUGUCUCAGCACGUCCUGCCGGUAACGCCGCCGGAAUAUACAUGCCGGCGCCAGCGGUGGUCACCGUUCCCAAGCCGCUUGUCAGACCCAUGUCCGCCCAGCCGCACCACGUAAGGCCCACAUCCGCCUCGAUGAGCCGCGGCGGCGGCGGCGGCGGCAUCGGUGCCAACUUCGAUGGCAGCUUUGAGCCGCCCAUUCCCCUGACGUUUCAGCCUCCGGACGCCGCCUCCGCCGCCGGCGGCACCGCCGCCGUCGAGGUGGGCGGUGUCACGGUUAGCGUUUACGUGGCCGAUACGCUGAAGCGUAUCGUUGAGGCGAAUCGCUGGCUGCAACAGCUCGGCCUGGCGACCAAGCGAUACCGUCUGAAGGACCGCUUCUCCAACAUGACGAUCCAGAUGGUGGAGGAGUUGCCACCGCUGCCGUCGGAGCUGGCGUUUGGAGGAGGGAAUGACGGCGGCGCGGCAGCCGUUAUAAAGGAACUGACGUUGAAGCAGUUUCUGUCGGGUCACUCCAAGUUGAAGCAUCAGGCAAGAAAACUGCGCAACGCCGCCGCCGCCGCCGCGGCGCAACAGCAGCCGCCGGUCGGGAGUCUCGCCAACGGUGCCGUGUACGGCAUACCUGAGUUCGGCAGCGGGCGGCCUAGCAGGCCCAUAUCGGCGUCGUUUGCAAGCGUCUCGGGGGCAGGGGCCCUGACAACCCCACGGGCACGGCCGUCAUCCGCGAUGCCGUAUAACGGCGGCCGUACGACGUCUGGCAGCGCCGGCGGCGCGGACCCACUGGUGUACGGUGCUGGUAGCUUGGCUGGUACCGGGGGAGGCGGCGCGGCGGCGCAAGCGGGUUUUCAGACGGGACGUCGUGUACGGCCGAGCAGCGCCAAUCCCUCAUAUGGCAGGACUUCGGCGUUCGGUCCGUACAACUCGGGCUCAUCGCCGCCUGCUGCUCCGAGCAGCCCCUUCAUGCACAGCGCCUACGCGGCCCACGCCGCCGCCGCAGUUAUCGUACCUACCACAACCAAGCCCCCCGUCAGCGGCGGUGCCACCGCCGCCGCCGCUGGCGGAGCUGCCACCGCUGGCUUCCCACAACCCCGUGCCGCCUGGGGCGCUACUACUACCGCUAACCCCAGCGGCAGUGGCUACCCUUCUUACCAAGGGCAUCCCGCCACAAGCGGCCGCAGUAGCGGCGUCAGCGCCGGCAACGGCCUGCCGUACAUGCACCGCUCGACAGCACCUCGGAGCCCCGCGGCGACGGGUUCCGAUCCUGACCACACGCACACGAACAUAAACGACGACAAUGACUCGGAGCAGGCCCUGGUGGUUGAGCCGGACGAGCAAGGUGACGUGUCGCGUGCCCUACGACAGCAGCUAGGCAGCGCCUCAGACUACUGCCAAGCCCGCCGUCAGGAGAUUGCGCGGCUCCGUACGCUGCCCUUGGCGUAA
Messenger RNA from Volvox carteri f. nagariensis, 4281 nucleotides. RefSeq lists its product as uncharacterized. The transcript has 5 exons. The coding region runs from base 1 to 4281 and encodes 1426 amino acids. Lineage: Eukaryota; Viridiplantae; Chlorophyta; Chlorophyceae; Chlamydomonadales; Volvocaceae. The record is from RefSeq and is a predicted model, not a curated record.